This is a messenger RNA of Effrenium voratum, 423 nucleotides long. The record is from the annotation of a GenBank genome assembly. NCBI's taxonomy places the organism in Eukaryota, Dinophyceae, Suessiales, Symbiodiniaceae.
AUGGAGAGAUUGCGGGCGGCUGAGCGUGCCCGACAUUUGGCUGAGGAUCGAUGCCAUGCCCAAGAUAGAGGCCCCAAGGGGCGGCUGCGCCCCUGGCUGAUCUUGCUGGCAGUCCUGCAGGUGGUCUUGCUCCUGGGCCCCGCCCGGUAUCCAGCGCCGCAGGUCCAGAAGGACGCUCCGAUGGACCUGGACGCCAACUUCAGCUGUGAGGUCGCGGACGCCGCCAAAGAGGCAGCAGAGCUGAAGAGGCGGCACGACCAACUCCAGGCGGCCUUCAGCCACUCCUUGGAGGCCGCCAGCAGCUGGGUCGGCUUCCUACAGCGUGCGCGCGCUUCGGAGGACACUCACGCGCAAUGCGUGGAGGCGGCCCGGCCGGGCCAGGCCGCCCUCCAGGCGCUGUUGCUCGAAAUCGAUGGCUGGUGA